AUGUCUUUGAACAACCAAGCUGCCAACGAACGUAGCGCAUCCGAUCUCGCUAGUUCGUUUCUGAAUUCGGUCGGUCAGGAAUUGACCGGUUCUGAAGAUCCUCACGGUCACAGCGUAAAAGCUCGGUACGAGGACGACUAUUACGGCAAUCGCAACGACUACCGUCACAGCAGCAGUCGAGACGAUUACCGAGAACGCAGCGAUCGAAGAGAAAGAGAUCGUGAGAGGGAUAGAGAUCGCGAUAGAGACAGAGAUCGACAUCGUCGGAAAGAUAGAGAUAGAGAUAGAGAUCGGGGUAGAGGCCGUGAUAGAGAAAGCAGCAGACGACAUGGAGGCUCCAGGGAACGUCAUAGUCGUGAUGAGAGACACCGAAGCAGUCGAGACGAUUAUCGGUCAUCCAGACACAGUAGACGAAGUCGUAGUCCUCGUCGUCGUGAAUCGCGUCACAGUAGUCACCGCAGUUCAAGCCGCUAUGGUGGUGGUGGUGCUGAAAGCAACGUUGUACCACUUCACUUGCGUGAACGUAAACUGGAUAACUGGGACAAAGCUCCACCGGGAAUGGAGGGAAUGACGGCCGAGCAAGUGAAAUUAACAGGCAUGUUCCCUUUGCCUGGACAAGUCAUUGGUACACGUGCACCACAAUCCUUUGCUGCUCCAGGCACUUAUCCUCCUAUGGGUGUUGCUACUGAUGGUUCAAGAAUUCGUAUGACCCAAGGGGCGGCAGGUCCGGCCGCUCUCAACGCUACAGUGGCCCGACAAGCACGACGAUUGUAUGUGGGUCAGAUACCAUUUGACAUUGAUGAAGGUCCCAUUGCAUCAUUUUUCAAUUCGAUUAUGAAGCAAAACGGCUUGGCUCAGGCAGACAGUGUUCUGGCCGUACAGAUCAACCACGAUAAGAACUAUGCGUUUGUAGAGUUCCACGAACCUGCCCAAGCGACUGCGGCGAUGGCAUUUGAUGGUAUCAUGUUUAAUGGACAACCGUUGAAGAUUCGUAGACCAAAGGACUACGUUCCUGGCGAUGAAUAUACGGAACAGGCUCAUGUACCAGGUCUCGUUUCCACGAUUGUACCAGAUACCCCACACAAGAUCUUCAUUGGAGGUUUACCAUCGUAUUUGAAUGAAGAACAGGUGAUGGAACUGCUGAAAUCGUUUGGUGAAUUGCGUGCUUUCAACCUCGUCAAAGAUACAACCACUGGUCACUCCAAGGGUUUCGCCUUCUGUGAAUAUGCGGAUCCCAGUGUCACUGAUCUUGCAUGUCAGGGAUUGAACAACAUGGAGUUGGGUGACCGAAAAUUAGUGGUGCAACGUGCCAGCAUAGGGGCGAAACAGGGUGGUGCGGGAGCCGAACCGCAAAACAGUGCUUUGCCGAUAUCGCUUAUUCCAGUGGGUGGAAUCAAGGAGGAAGAUGCUACUCGUAUUUUACAAUUGAUGAAUAUGGUUACCCCAGAGGAGCUUGAGCAUGACGAAGACUAUCAAGAUAUUUGGGAAGAUAUUGCAGAGGAAUGUGGUAAAUUCGGUACGAUUGUUGACAUGAAAAUCCCACGACCACAGGAACAACAAGCGGUGCCAGGUCUUGGCAAGGUAUUUGUGCGAUUCGAGACAAAAGAGGAAGCAUUGGCGGCAUCUCGGGCUCUUGCAGGACGUAAAUUUGCGGAUCGAACCGUAUUAACUUCUUUCACGGACGAAGAUAAUUAUCUUACGGACAACUUUUAA
Messenger RNA from Radiomyces spectabilis, 1713 nucleotides. RefSeq lists its product as uncharacterized. Gene Ontology annotation, cellular component: commitment complex; nuclear speck; nucleus. Gene Ontology annotation, biological process: mRNA processing. The record is from RefSeq and is a predicted model, not a curated record. The transcript is spliced from 8 exons. Gene Ontology annotation, molecular function: poly-pyrimidine tract binding; pre-mRNA 3'-splice site binding. The coding region runs from base 1 to 1713 and encodes 570 amino acids. Lineage: Eukaryota; Fungi; Mucoromycota; Mucoromycetes; Mucorales; Radiomycetaceae.